CCAGGCGGCCGAAGGAAGGCGAGGUCCCGGGGGUGGAUUAUAACUUUGUGACCGUUGAGCGGUUUAUGGAACUGGAGAAAAGUGGAGCGCUGCUGGAGAGCGGAACAUAUGAAGACAACUUCUACGGCACGCCGAAGCCUCCGGCUGAGCCCAGCGCUCUGCUGCUAAAUGUGACAGACCAGCUGCUGCCGGGCGCCAGACCCAGUUCUGAGGGCAAGCGGAAACGCAACAAGUCGGUCAGCAACAUGGAGAAAGCCAGCAUCGAGCCCCCCGAGGAGGAGGAGGAGGAGAGACCCGUCGUCAACGGCAACGGCAUCGCUGUCACGCCAGAGUCGAGCGAGCAUGAGGACAAGAGCGCGGACACUUCGGGGGACGGCGCCCCGCAGAGCGAUCCGGCGGACGCUUCCUCUGAGACGCCACAGGACGACAGACAGUCGCCCAAGACCACCGUCCCCAAACCGGAGGAGAGCGACGAGCUAGGGCCGCUGCCGGACAACUGGGAGAUGGCUUACACUGAGAAGGGAGAAGUCUACUUCAUCGACCACAACACCAAGACCACAUCGUGGCUGGACCCGAGGCUCGCCAAGAAGGCAAAGCCGCCCGAGGAAUGCAAAGAGGACGAGCUUCCAUAUGGCUGGGAGAAAAUCGAUGACCCCAUUUAUGGCAGCUACUAUGUGGAUCAUAUAAAUAGAAGGACCCAGUUUGAAAACCCAGUCCUGGAGGCAAAGAGAAGACUCCAGCAGCAGCAGCAGAUGCAAAGCCAGGGUCUGUCCUCACUGCCCCUUCCCACCAUCUACAGAGUGGAGGAUGCCGGUCCCUGUGCCACCCUCCCCAGACCCCCCCCCGCGCAGGUGGACGCGGUGGCGCCCGAGCGCUGCCACAGCCUCGGCGACCUCCCUCACUCGCCGGCUCUGGGCCGCAGAGUCGCCUCGUCCUCCGCCAACGUCUCCCCGCUCCGGCACGUUCUGACUCGGCGGAUGACAAUGUGCCCCCACCAUCAUCAGCAUCAGCAUCAGCAGCAUCAGCAGCAGCAUCAUCAGCAGCAGCCGCCUGUCUGUAGCGCCCUCUCCCUGUGGCACGUCGUCAAGAAGCCACUGUUCACGCGAGACCCCGCGCAGCUGAAAGGCAGCUUCUUAUCCACCGCGCUGCAGAAGAGCAACAUGGGCUUCGGCUUCACCAUAAUCGGAGGCGACGAGCCCGAUGAGUUCCUCCAGGUCAAGAGCGUCAUCCCCGACGGGCCGGCUGCAGCUGACGGGAAGAUGGCCACGGGUGAUGUCAUCGUGUACAUCAACGACGUGUGCGUCCUGGGAACCACGCACGCCGACGUGGUCAAGCUCUUCCAGUCGGUGCCCAUCGGUCAGAGCGUGACGCUGGUCCUGUGCCGCGGUUACCCUCUGCCCUACGACCCCGAGGACGCCGCCCACUCCAACAACAACACCACCACCAUCAUCUCCCCGCUGGGCAUCAUGGACCAGCGGCCCGUCAUGGUGAACGGCAGGAGCGGCUACGACGGCUACCUGGAGUAUCUGUCCCGCACGGCGCGCUUCGUCACGGACGCCGGUCAGGACCCGGUCGGCGCGCAGCAGCAGCUUCUGCCGCCUCACCCUGGCGACACCAACUUAGACGGCUCGCUCCCGCCCACCACCGGCGCCACGCCUCCCGACAGCGUCUCUGUGGCGUCGUCGGGGGCGACGCAGGGCGAGCUGCUGACGCUCACCAUGGUGAAAGGGAUGGACGGCUUUGGCUUCACCAUCGCGGACAGCGCGGCGGGUCAGCGGGUCAAACAGGUGCUGGAGCCUCAGGGCUGCCCCGGCCUGUGCGAGGGCGACCUCAUCGUGGAGGUCAACAAGCAGCUGGUGCAGGGACUCACACACACACAGGUGGUGGAGCUGCUCAAGGAGUGUGCCGUCGGAGCGGAGACCGGCCUGGUGGUUCAGAGAGGAGGGACAGGUCACUUUUCCACCUGGAAGAGCCAGAAACAGGUGCUGGAGCAGUGGGAGUUGCAGCAGGGCCAGAGCAGCCUGUCGGCCCCCAUUGUCGCGCACAGCGCCCCCUUCCCAACACAGCGUCUUCCCGGGGCCUCGGUCCCAGACUCGGCCUGCGAGGCCUCGGCCCCGGCUAAACCCGACCCCUUUGACCUUUUCGAGAAGGCCAGGUGUAUCUAUGAGAGUAGGCAACCUGGACCAAGGACGGUUUUUCCUGCCGACUCCACAGGUAACGACAGAGUGGACGCGUCAGCUUUAGAAACGCAGACUGUGCCUGAGCUCGUCAACAGGACUCUCCUGGUCUCGCUGUCUUCAGGAGCUGAGUUCCAGGACAUCGAGGUCCACCUGCGCAGACAGAAGUCCGGGUUCGGUUUCCGUGUGCUGGGCGGAGACGAGGCCGGGCAGCCUGUGAGUCCGGAGGCGCGUGAGAAGAUCCUGAUCGGAGCGAUCAUCGAGAAGAGUCCGGCCGACCUCGACGGGCGACUGCGACCCGGCGAUGAGCUGCUGUUCGUGGACGGAAUCCCGGUGAUGGGGAAGCCGCACCGCUACGUCAUCGACCUGAUGCACGGCGCCGCUCGCCACGGGCAGGUCAACCUGGUCAUUAGGAGGAGGACACCGGCGGCAGCCGACUCCUGUCCGCAGAACGGCCGCAGCCCUGGCUCCGCCUCCACGCAGCACAGCUCGCCGCGCAGCGACUUCACCUACUGCAACAGCACCAGCGCCGCGCCGCCGGCCAACGCCUGCGCGGGCAACGCUGCCGCCUCCUCAGACGGCACGUCGACGCCCAACACUCAGCCAAGCGAUGUCGUCAUCAACCGUAAAGAGAGCGAAGGCUUCGGUUUCGUCAUCAUCAGUUCACUCAACCGGCCUGAGGCGGCCGCCGCUAGCUCUGUGCCGCACAAGAUCGGACGCAUCAUCGAGGGCAGCCCGGCCGACCGCUGCGGGAAGCUGAAGGUGGGCGACAGGAUCCUGGCGGUGAACGCUCAGUCCAUCGUCAACAUGCCGCACGCCGACAUCGUCAAGCUGAUCAAGGACGCCGGCCUCAGCGUGACCCUGAGGAUCAUCCCACAGGAAGAGAUCAGUAAUCCUCCGUCAGCUCCCAGCUCAGAGAAGCACAGUCCUGUGACGCAGCAGCACAGCCCCGCCCCCGCCGCCACCGCCGCCACCACGCAGCCCAACACGACCACGGAGCCAAACUCGUCCGUCAGUCAACCCAACACUGUCCAUCAGAGUCCUGCGACGCAGACGCCCGCCCCCCCGCCUCAAACCUACACCCACGAGAGCAGGUCAGAGGUGAAGGCGAGGCAGGACGUGAAACCAGACAUCCGACAGCCGCCGUUCACAGAUUACCGACAGCCGCCGGUGGAUUACCGUCACCCGCCUGUGGCCGACUACCGGCAGCCGCCGACGCUGGACUACAGACACCCGCCGCUGCUCGACUACAGACCGAUCACCGGCGACGGCAGACAGUUCAACAUCCCAGAAUACAGGAUGCCUCCAGUUCAACUCACGCAAGACUUUGACUUCUUCACCGUGGAGCUGGAGAAAAGUGUGAAGGGCUUCGGUUUCAGCAUCCGCGGAGGACGAGAGUACAAGAUGGACCUGUUUGUCCUGCGGCUGGCGGAGGACGGACCAGCCAUUCGCAACGGGAGGAUGAGGGUUGGAGAUCAGAUCAUUGAGAUCAAUGGAGAGAGCACCCGGGACAUGACUCACUCCAGGGCCAUCGAGCUGAUCAAGUCGGGAGGGCGGCGUGUGCGUCUCCUGCUGAAGAGAGGAACGGGGCAGGUCCCAGAGUACGACAAUCCUGCCCCAUGGGAUGCUCGCCCUUCAGCCUCCCCAAGCCUGUCGGAAGUAGCUCCUCCCGUCGACAGCCUUUCCAUGCCAUCGCCGUCAUCUCAUCUGGCCCCGCCCCCUGACCCGCCUCACCUGCUGCCUCUGGACGUCCCUUGGGACGCGGUGCCGCGAGACAGCAGGACGGAGCGUGCCAAGAGCCCCCAGAAGGUGGAGCUGCUAAAUGUAGAUCCCAUCAGCCGGAGGAGGAGAAGCUGCAGAGUGAAGCAAGAGGGUGGCAGGUCCACUCACCAGGGGCACAGGGUGCAGCCCACGACUGAGGGGGGUGGGGGCAAGGACGGGCAGAGUGGGGAGCCCAAACUCUCCAGGAGCACCAGAGGGAGGUCCAAGGAGAGACAUCCAGGGGACAGCAGAGAAUCCAACCAUUCUCCAAGCUGCUCCAAGCUCCUGCACACCAACGGAAACAGCAGGGAAGACACGGAGCGUAAGUUCGGGGGCUGGCAGCAGCAGCAGGAGCCCGAGCAGAGGAAAGCCAAGGCCAGGGAACUGGACCUGGACCUGGGCCUGGGAGAGAGUCGGCCUAGCCUGCCCAACAAGAGCACCAGCGGCAGCAGCGUACCAGGGAGGAAGGCCACGGUCUCUCCCGGUCCCUGGAAGAUCCCCGGAUCUGACAAGCUGCCCAGCUCACUGCGCACAGGCGCGUCCACCCUGAGCAGAUAACGCCGCCGCAGCUCCCUGUGCUCCUUUAGCUCCCUGUGCUCCUUUAGCUCCUCCUCAUUCUCCCAAGGACGAGUGUCAGAACCUCGGGGGGGGUGUGGUCUGGACCUCGUGCUUUUAGAAUUUUAUUUAUGAUACUGUACUCUAAAUUAUUUUGAGAAAUAUUUGACACCCACCACCUUAAGAACUGGUUAAUCAUCCACUUUUUUGAGGAACAAAAAAAUGGAAGCGCAGUAGAAUGUGUGAGUGCUUUGUGACGGAGGAUAAAACUCUUUGGGGACAAACAUGCAAAUACAACAACGACAGGAACCAACCAGCUGUCCAUGUUGGACUUUUUUAUAUAUAUAUCUACAGAACGUAGUCUAUUUUAUGAAAAAGGAAUGUUACAAAAAAGAAGGUUUGCCUGUUUUUGACGAGAGCGAAUGGAACAAAGAGAUCGACAGAACUUUGCCUUAACAGAGACUGUGUGGGCCUCAAUCUGUCAGUCAUAGAUAUAUUAUAACCAGUAUGAAUAUGUGGGAUCAUUUUGUAAAUAAGAGAAAACACAAUCUUAUGGAGAUUCCAGUCCUUGUUGGAAAAGUGAGCAGAGCAGAACCACAUCGGCGUCGCCCUCCUCCUCCUCUCCUGUGACUGCAGGUUAGGGUUCAGCUGCCCGACCGUAACCCGACCUCAACCUCGGCCCGACCUCGACCCGACCCGACCGCGGCCCGACCGCAACCCGACCGCAACCCGACAGCAACCCGACCGCGGCCUGACUCCUGCUCCGUCGGUUCAGUCGUUUCUUUUCUCAUUUUUCUGCUUUGCGAACAAAGCACUCCACAAGCGGCGGCGGUGGUGAUGGUGUCCAUGGUGACGCUGAGAGAGGGAGCUCGGCUACAUUUAUGGAGCUGGAGUGAUAGUGACCCGGGGCAGAGUGCCUUAGACUGACAAAGGUUUAUCUAAAAAAAAAAAAAAAACACUUUAGAGUUUAAAA
This is a messenger RNA of Solea senegalensis (Senegalese sole), 5466 nucleotides long. RefSeq names its product membrane-associated guanylate kinase, WW and PDZ domain-containing protein 2-like. The record is from RefSeq and is a predicted model, not a curated record. The transcript has 20 exons. Bases 66 to 4496 code for a protein of 1476 amino acids. Gene Ontology annotation, biological process: receptor clustering; signal transduction. Gene Ontology annotation, molecular function: type II activin receptor binding; SMAD binding; signaling receptor complex adaptor activity. Gene Ontology annotation, cellular component: cytoplasm; dendrite. NCBI's taxonomy places the organism in Eukaryota, Metazoa, Chordata, Actinopteri, Pleuronectiformes, Soleidae.